Thermothielavioides terrestris NRRL 8126 is the source of this 2051-nucleotide messenger RNA. RefSeq lists its product as uncharacterized. Gene Ontology annotation, molecular function: zinc ion binding; cysteine-type deubiquitinase activity. The transcript has a single exon. The record is from RefSeq and is a predicted model, not a curated record. Gene Ontology annotation, biological process: spliceosomal complex assembly; mRNA processing; protein deubiquitination. NCBI's taxonomy places the organism in Eukaryota, Fungi, Ascomycota, Sordariomycetes, Sordariales, Chaetomiaceae. The coding region runs from base 279 to 1958 and encodes 559 amino acids.
GGCGGAGGGCUCUUCUCCUCUCAGUUGUGUGGAGAGGUUGUACGGAGUACGGAGUAAACUGCAGAUGUUCGAGCUUUGGUGGGGCAAUGAACCGAAGAUCUCGUUGGCGGAGCGCAGGGCCCAUGUUGAACUCGUUAAGCUGUCACCCAGGAAAUUUCGCCAACAACAACAGCAACAACCAGCACGCUCAUAAACGAUCGCACCCCCGGAUUUCGCGAAACGAGUACUACCUUCCCCCUGCAAACAUUAGAUCGCCGCUUCUGGGACAACGCUGAGUGAUGUCUAAGCGCCAGGCGUCGGAGGCGCUCGACGAGCUCUCGGGCCUCGACUCGCCCGCGUCCAAGAAGUCGCGAUUCGACGACUACAACAAGAGCUUGACCCCGCUCAGCACGAUUGAGAACGGCGACGACCAGCAACGGGAACCAGCGCCGGAGAAUGGAGCGGGGAACGGGGACCGAGUCGAGGCGGAGGACUACUCGGAGGAGGAGGAUGAGGUAGAGGAACGAGCCCCGAUCAGGCAAUCCGCGCCGACAGCAGGCUACGACGACCUCUACCUCGACACCAUCGACCGCAACGUGCUCGACUUUGACUUUGAGAAGCUGUGCUCCGUCACGCUGUCCAACAUCAACGUCUACGCAUGUCUCGUAUGCGGCAAGUACUUCCAGGGUCGCGGACCCAAGUCGCACGCCUACUUCCACGCCCUCGACGAGGACCACCACGUCUUCAUCAACAUGAGCACCCAGAAGGUGUACGUGCUGCCAGAAGGGUACGAGGUCAAGAGCAAGUCGCUCGACGACAUCAAGUACGUGUCAGACCCGCGGUACACGAGGCAGGAGGUGGCCGAGUUCGACCGCAAGCCGCGCACCUCCUGGACCCUCGCGGGGAAGGAGUACACCCCGGGCUUCGUGGGCAUGAAUAACAUCAAGGAGAACGACUACCUGAACGUGGUCGUGCAAGCGCUCUCCCACGUGUCUCCUCUGCGCAACUACUUCCUCCUCGAGGACUUCAGCGCAGCCCCGGAACUCGUCAAGCGCACCUCCAUCCUCUUCCGCAAGAUCUGGAACCCGCGCGCGUUCAAGGCCCACGUCUCCCCGCACGAGCUGCUGCAGGAAAUCUCGCUCCAGUCCAACAAGCGCUUCACCCUCACCACCCAAUCCGACCCUGUCGACUUCCUCUCCUGGUUCCUCAACCACCUCCACCUCGGCCUCGGCGGCAGCAAGACCAAGCCCGGCUCCAGCGUGAUCCAGCGCAUCUUCCAGGGCAAGCUCAAAGUCGAGUCGCAAGCCAUCACCGCGCGCACCGACACUCAGCAAGACCGCCUGCGCUUCGAAGAGGCAGCCGACGUCAAGGUCGACAUCGCGCGCUUCCUCCUCCUCACCCUCGACCUGCCGCCCACCCCGCUCUUCCAGGACGAGCAGGAGCGCAACAUCAUCCCGCAGGUGCCGCUCACCACGCUGCUGGCCAAGUACAACGGGGUGACGGCGCAGGAGCUCAACGCGCAGCGGCGGCGCUACCGCCUGAUGCACCCGCUGCCGCCCUUCCUGCUGCUGCACAUCAAGCGCUUCAGCCACAACCGGUUCGUGGCCGAGCGCAACCCGACCAUCGUGACCUUCGACGCGCGCAGCAGCCUGGACCUGGCGCCCUUCGUCGAGCCCCCCGCCGAGGGCGGCGGGCAGGGCGCCGGCGGGCCGAUCUGGUACGACCUGGUGGCCAACGUGGUGCACGAGGCCGUGCGGGCGCGCGAGGACGUGGCGGACAGCGCCGUCGGCGAGGAGCGCAAGACCUGGAAGGUGCAGCUGCGCGACAAGGCCACGGGCGAGUGGGUCGUCGCGCAGGACCUGUUUGUGGAGAAGAUACGGAGCGAGCUGUUGUAUCUGGGCGAGUCGUAUCUGCAGGUGUGGGAGAGGCGGCGCGGGCCGGGUCCCGGGGAGAGCGAGAAGGGGAAAGGGAGGGGGUGAUGGGACCUACGUGGUAAGGAGUAGGGAUAAAGCGAUUUGAGAUACGAAAUACAAGAUGUGAAGGAGAAUUGUCUCAGGAGAGGAGGCCGUGUU